AUGCGUUUUUCAUUACAGGGACUACUGACAUUCAGAGACGUGGCCAUAGAGUUCUCCCGGGAGGAGUGGGCGUGCCUGGCCCCUGCCCAGAGGGCUCUGUACAGGGACGUGAUGUUGGAGAACUACAGGAACCUGGUCUCCCUCGAUAUCUCUGCUAGAUUGCUGGUCAAGGAAUUGCCACCAAAACAAGACAUUGAUAAAGAACAAUUAUAUCAAAUGAUGGUAAUGAAGAAACAAGAAAGGCACGGAAGAAAACAUAGGAAACAUUUUCAAACUAAGACUGGAUUAAGCUUUCAGUCCCAUUUGGCAGAAAUGCAGAGAUUUCAAACUGAGGAAAAAAUGGAUGAAUGUAAGCAAGAUUUGAAGUCUAUCAGCAAUGACCCCUCAAUUUCAUCACUUCUAAGAACUCCUCCUAGUAACAAAACCAGUAUUUGUAGCAACUAUGGGGAGGUUACUAUGCAUCCUUCAUUACUUACACAACGCCAGAAAAUACACAGUAGAGAAAAACCUUACAAAUGUAAUGAGUGUGGGAAGGCUUUUAGCCAGUGCUCAAUCCUCACCAGUCAUCAGAGAAUUCAUUCUGAGCAGAGACCAUACAAAUGUAAUGAGUGUGGCAAAACCUUCACUGAUCGUUCAAACCUUACUCAACACAAGAGAAUCCACACUGGGGAGAAACCUUACAGAUGUAAUGAAUGUGGUAAGGAAUUUACCAGACGUUCAUACCUGUGGGGUCAUGAGAGAAUUCACACAGGAGAGAAACCAUAUAAAUGUAAUGACUGUGGCAGAGCCUUUAACCGGCUGUCAAACCUCAGCAGACACCAGAGAAUCCAUACCGGAGAGAAGCCAUAUAAGUGUAAUGUGUGUGGCAAGGAUUUUACCAUACGUUCACACCUUUGGGGUCAUGAGAGAAUUCACACUGGAGAGAAGCCUUUCAAGUGUAAUGACUGUGGCAAAGCUUUUACCGAGCGUUCAAACCUUACUCAACAUAAGAGAAUCCACACUGGUGAGAAACCGUACAAAUGUAAUGAAUGUGGGAAGGAUUUUCCCACACGUUCACACCUUUGGGGUCACGAGCGAAUCCAUACUGGAGAGAAGCCUUACAAAUGUAGUGACUGUGGUAAAGCCUUUACCGGGAGUUCAAAUCUUACUCAACAUAGGAGAAUCCAUACCGGAGAGAAGCCGUAUAAAUGUGAUGUAUGUGGCAAGGCCUUCAGUCAAAAUUCAAGUCUUACUGUUCAUCAGAGAAUUCAUACUGGGGAGAAACCUUACCAAUGUAAAGAAUGUGGCAAAGCCUUCAAGCAGUACUCAAGCCUCACUCGACAUCAGAAUAUACACCCUGGAGAGAAGCCACACACGUGUAAUGUGUGUGGUAAGGCUUUUAUCAAACGCUCACACCUUUGGGAUCAUGAGAGAAUGCACAGUGGAGAGAAACCAUACAAAUGUGUUGUAUGUAGCAAGGCUUUUAGGCAGCGGUCUGACCUCAGGAUUCACCAGAGAAUUCACACUGGAGAGAAACCUCACAAAUGCAGUGAGUGUGGUAAAUCGUUUGCACAGUUCUCACAGUGGACGAAGCAUCAGAUGAUUCAUUCCAGAGGGAACUGA
Orycteropus afer afer is the source of this 1602-nucleotide messenger RNA. The record is from RefSeq and is a predicted model, not a curated record. NCBI's taxonomy places the organism in Eukaryota, Metazoa, Chordata, Mammalia, Tubulidentata, Orycteropodidae.